Ahaetulla prasina is the source of this 3622-nucleotide messenger RNA. RefSeq names its product pleckstrin homology domain containing N1 (gene PLEKHN1). The transcript has 16 exons. Gene Ontology annotation, cellular component: cytoskeleton; mitochondrial membrane. The coding region runs from base 252 to 2387 and encodes 711 amino acids. Gene Ontology annotation, molecular function: cardiolipin binding; phosphatidylinositol phosphate binding; phosphatidic acid binding. Lineage: Eukaryota; Metazoa; Chordata; Lepidosauria; Squamata; Colubridae. The record is from RefSeq and is a predicted model, not a curated record. Gene Ontology annotation, biological process: response to hypoxia; 3'-UTR-mediated mRNA destabilization; positive regulation of apoptotic process.
CCCUUGGCCAAAAAGGCUUGGUUUCUUCCCAUGCACACACACCACACACACGCCCAGAGGAUCAUUCUCUCGGAGAAGACGGAAGUGAGGAAGCCUCGCAUGACACACACACACACACACACACCCCAACAAAGCCACACACCUUCUGGGUUUCGCACAAGGCGCCCGGACGCCCCGGGGCUCCCGCAAUCCGCCCCAUCUCUGCUGCUUUUUCGAGCUGCGCCCGGAUUCUUACGGCCCGACUUUGGAAGAUGGGCAACAUGGCUUGCGUUCCCCAAACGCCCGGCCGGUUCCGAUAUUCCUUCUCCAGGAAGAAUUCCUUCAAAAAAGAACAAGAGAGCAAGAAAAAACUGGCCGGGCUCUUUGGAUUUGAAGCGGAGCACGAGAGAGAUGUGACUUCAGACAAAAUACUGCAAUAUAUUCCUGCAAAGAACUUUGCCAGCCAGGAGAAUGAAAAGGAAAACUUUGACCAGCGAUUCCCCAGCCUGUUCAAGAAAGGACGGAGGAGGACGGUGGUGCGGAACCUGGGGAAAAUAAUCCACUAUUCCAAACUCAAAUUUAAGUUUCAGCACUGCCAGGAAGCAAACGACUGCUAUUUGGAGCUUUUUCAAGAGUUUCUCUAUUUUCAGUCGCUCGGCCCCAACGGACACAAGUAUCAGGGUUUGCUACCCUUGACAGAACUUCAGCUGAGCAAACUGGAAAAUGAAAACGGAAUUCAGGAAGAUCUCCACGCUUUUCAGAUUGCAGGUGAGGACAAAUUUACAGGCCCCCUGCUUUCCCCGCUGACCAUCUUCUGCCCCAGCCAGGCGGAACUGAAGCACUGGCUCUACCACCUGGAGAAGCAGAUCAACUUGAGUGGAGGACGCCCAGAUUUGCCCCUGGAGUCUCAGAGGGCCUGGACGCAGGGCCUGCUGGGCAAGGAGCAGCUGCGGUGGUCGAUGCAAAACGCCCACGUGCAAGAAUGGAAGGGCACCCAGCGCAAGUCCCUGGGCGACAUCCUUUGCGUCUCCAAAGUCAAGUUGCAGCAUUUACCUUUCCAGGAACAGCAUCAUCGCCUCUUGGUGCUCUAUCCAUCUACCCUGGUUAUUGUCUCUGAGGAACGGAACGGCCUCUAUUUCAAAGGUGAAUUGCCUUUGAAUGCCAUCCAGGUACAAUUUGAGGAAAAUCAGAAAACCGCUUUUCUAAUAGAAGGCCGGCUAAUCAACUCCAUCCGGGUGAUCUGCUCCAGCUACGAAGAUUACCAAGAGUGGUUAUAUUGCCUUAAAACCGCCCAGUUCCGCCAUGCAGAUUCCUCCCUGUCUGGAUCGGAGAGUUUCUCCGGGUUGAAGCCUUCUCACCUGGCGCAGUUUUCAGGAAGCGGAAGAGGGUCACUCACCUCGGACGGCAGAACGAAUUCCUGGGCUUCUGCCGGGAAGGGGGCUACGACGUCCACCCACCACUCCCAAACCAGUACAGCUUCUCUCUCCGAGAGACAAUCGGUCGACGCGGUGCCCGAGAAUCGAUUAGCUGAAAGCUCUCUGCCGCAAACGGUUUGUUGCUCAGGAAAGCGAAUUCCGAAAGCCGAGCUGAAAAGAAAAGGGAGUUCUCGCAAGUCCAAAGGGAAGGGCGUCCCGCCACCUCAGCAGCCCCAGUGCCACCGGGAGGACCCCGAAAAGAAAAGCUCCAUCCCGCUCAUCUCGAAGCAACCCCGUGGAGAAGGCGUCUCCCCCGUGUACAAUGAGCCAUACUCAGCUCAGGCCCAUCAGGAGCAUCCUGCCGUCCGCCCGCUGCACCUGGACUUAAACAACCUGAAGCACUGGCACGUGCCAAGGAGUCAGACCUGCCCAGCUCCCCAAACCUUGGAAAAUAUCUCUUUGUCGUCUUCCCCCAUGUAUACUGACCCCUACACACCCAGUUCCCCCACCUCCCAUGGGGCUGCAAGCUCCUACUUCUUAGAGGAGCUUGGGAGGUGUCACAGGCCGUCCACUGUGGAUCACCAAAACGGCUACCCGGCUAUGCCGGUGUCCGUUCCCAUCUGCCAUCAUCCUCUGGGCUGGAAGAGCUUUCAACCUUCCUGUGGAAAUCAUUGGCAAGAACCCAGCUUUGCACAGAGAGGCAACGCCUCUGCCCCAGCCUUCCAUUUUGCCACAGAACCCGCACCAGAUGCCCAUUAUCUGACCACGAGCACCACAUCAGGCGAUGGCCUUCGGAUGCGUUCCUUGCCAACUUCAGAUGAAAGCUUUCAGACCUACAACCUGCCUGACUCAGGAGGGGAGCCCCUCGACUCGACGUAUCACGACUACGCGGAGCUGCAAAGCUUCCACGAGGACUACAGUUACGACAACAUCUGGGAUACAGAGGCAAAGAAGCCACCCUCCCCCGACGACCGUGAGAUCUACGAUUGCUAGGUUCUCGGUUCUCGGUUCUCUUUUUGCAAUGCGACGAUUGGACGGUGGAAAUUCUGGAGGUUCGGAUUCUUCCGGCUAUUUUUGUCCCAUUUCCUGUUCCUCUACUUCUGGUGCUCAUGGUGCUUGUGGAAAAACCUCUGAGAGAAGGAUCUGGAAUUCUUCCAUCUGCUAAUCCGUUGUGUAUCGACGCAGAGAUGGACCCUCGAUUCUGUGGUUGUUAUGAAGAAAGCUGCACGAUCUAUGGGGUCAGAACUCAACCCCAAGCAGCAAAAAAAACAAACCUCAAAAACCCCCAAAUCCCAAUCCGCUAACUGUUACGCCAAGGGACAAAUGCAAAGUGUGGUUUUUUUAAAAGCUGCCGUUCAAUGAAGAACCUGGGCUAAUAAAAAUGGAUUUGACUCUCUGGCAAGAUUAGGAAUUUUGAGGUAGCUUGUAGCAACAACACACACAAACACAUACACACAGACACAGACACAGCCUAAAGCAAACAAGUAUUAGACAUCCUUCCACGCUUGCAAAAAAAACCAAAACCCCGAUUUUUAUUAUUUUUUUGCUAGCUGAAAGCACAGCUGUUUCGAAGGUUUGCAAAGAGACAGCGUGGCUGGCAAUUUGGACUUGGGAUAAAAUGAGGGGGGUAUCCUUAGUCAAUUAGACAACGGCUGGAUCCGUACAGGGUGUGGUUGUGUGCAUACAAAUGUGCACAAGAAAUGACAGUCGGUUUUUACUUACACCCUGUACCCUUUUUUUCAAGAAAAUGUAUUUUCCCAGCCAAUUUUCUCUGCCUUUUGAUCUAGGUCAUAAAGAAGGGAAAUUUUGUACUCCCUCGGAUGGAGAAAUAUUUUGCUUUGUGAAAGCUGGUCGGGGCUACUUUGUGUUGAGUGUUGCAACACAACAACUGAUAUUCCCAGGGCCUAACACACUAACACUGCCUUGCUUGCUCUUGGGGACAAGUUGCGUUCUCCACGGCGGGUGGCUGUCCUUUUGUGAAACACGCUGCUUUGUUGGUUACCGUUUAAAUGAUAAAUGAUAAUAAUAACUCUGCUUGCAAAUUACUUGGCGAAGCAGCAGAAGGCUUGCUUUUGGGCAGACGGGCGAGAAGAGAAGAUUGUAAGAAGGGCAAGAGGAGAGGGAGGUGACGAACUGGUUGAUCGUUUCAGGAAGGGUUGCAAAGGGAAGAUUCUCUAGGACCCACACAUUACAUUGUGUGCAUUAUGUUGUGUUUGUUGUUAUUUAUG